AUGAGUAUUGAAUCUACUUUUAACAUUGAAGAAGGUGGGGAUACGUCAGUACCUGAUGCAGCUGCGGUAACCACUGAAGAUACGUCAGCAUCUGAUGCAACUGCAGUAACCACUGAAGAUACGCCAGCACUUGAUGCAGAUGCGGUAAUCACUGCAGAUAUGUCAGCACCUACUGAAGAUGCAGGAACUACUGAAGGUACGCCAGCACCUAAAUCUAGAGAAGAGGUAGCUUGGCUAAGUCUAGGCCUUGGAAGGAUGCCCGAUGAUCAGGAAUUAGACGAAGCUAUGGGAAUUACUGCAGAUACGCCAGCACCUGAUGCAGCUGCGGUAACCAUUGCAGAAGAUACGUCAUAGAUGAUACAGGAAUUACUGUAGAUACGCCAGUAUCUGCUGAAAAUGUGGAGCAGCGUGCAUACGACCCAUUUUAGAGAUCUUUAAAGGGAUUUUUGCAAGAGUUGUGAGCUUUUUUUUAAUAUAUUUUUAUAGGAGGUUUUAUUAUGAAUACUAAUUUUUUCUAUAAUAGAGGCACAUUUAAUGUAGUUUAUGACGAUGCUAAGGUUCCUCAUCUCACAGAACUUUCAGCAAAAGAGAGUGCCAAGCUUCUAGAGCAACUUAGAAAUCGAACUCUAGGUCCAGAUGAUGAGGAUGAUCCUGAGGAUCCUUAUUCAAAGAAACCCUAG
Molecule: messenger RNA, 680 nt
Organism: Cinara cedri
Lineage: Eukaryota; Metazoa; Arthropoda; Insecta; Hemiptera; Aphididae
Source: the annotation of a GenBank genome assembly